Molecule: messenger RNA, 2275 nt
Organism: Chelonus insularis
Lineage: Eukaryota; Metazoa; Arthropoda; Insecta; Hymenoptera; Braconidae
Exons: 14
Coding region: 1-2169 (722 amino acids)
Cellular component (GO): membrane
Molecular function (GO): ligand-gated monoatomic ion channel activity
Source: RefSeq, a predicted model, not a curated record
AUGACUGACCAAGGGCCUUUCACCAAUUUAGAAGUUUUCCUAGAUGUUUUGGGUGCAUUUUGUAAUGAAGCAAUGACUCGAUCAAAAAUUGAAUCAAUCGCAAUUGUUCAAUACACAAUUCACUUGACAGUAGUCGUAAUAUAUGCAGCUUACUCAGGAGUAUUAAUUAGUUCGUUAACAGUUAAUCGAUUUGAGGCACCUAUUCAAACCUUGGAAGAAUUUGCUAAAGAUAGCUCUUACAGAAUGGGAGUUCUAGACGACUCGGCAUAUUAUUACAUUUUUCGAAAUGCUACUGAUAAAGUAGUUCAUCAAAUUUAUGAACAUAAAAUCAAAGUAGAAACUUCAUUACCCCAAACUUUUGCUGAAGGAAUAAGACGUGUAUGUAAUGAAGAUAAUUAUGCAUUUUUAAGUGCACAACCUCUCAUAUCACAAUGGAAAUCUCCCAAUUGCAUAUUGAAAUCAUCAGAAACUAUAUUUGCAGCAUCAAUAUGUAUGGGGAUGCAUAAAAGCAGUCCAUUUCGAGGAGGAACCAAUCACUCCAGUACAACUCCACAAUGUGGUUCCAUUAAUUGUUUUUCUCCUAGGGAGUUGCCUCCUCAGCCUUUUAUUUCUCUGGACAACAAAAUUCUCCAACAAAACAGUAAAAAUUUCUUUGUAUUCUUCGACGACUCUGAUCAACUAAAAAUUCAGCUUAUGAAACAGUUAAUACCGCUGAUAGACAUAUCUGAUCCUGUCUGGCUGAUUUUCUUUAAUGAUGACACAGAAAUCAAGAAUUACUUUGUUGAUGUUUAUAUACCAUUUAAUUGUCGAUUUAUGAUAUCACAGAAAAAUUCUAGCAGUAGUAAUAAUAGUACAAUAAUAACAGAAAUUUAUCAAGUAGAUAAAUACACGGAAUUAAGAUAUAACAUCUUUGGAAGUUGGAAUCCAGAUUAUGGGUUUCAAUUACCCACAUUUACCUUGUACAGGCGACGAAGUAACUUGUAUGGUCAUUUGAUGCGAAUAGCAGUGUUAGAUUCUACUCCUGGUUCCACAAUUGUAAUGGAUGAGCAACGUGGUAUCAGAAUAGGAGGAAUUUUUGGUGCAGUUGUGGAUAUUCUACAAGAACGAAUGAAUUUCACGCCAGCUUAUCAUGUAGUAUCUGAAUACGGCUCUCGCUUACAAAAUGGCACUUGGACAGGAGGUGUUGGUAGUCUGGUCUACAAUAUUUGUGACAUUUUUCCUACUAAUUUACGAAUGGUUUCUGCUAGGCUGGAAGCUAUACAAUUUACUACACCAUUAUACUUAACUAGAGAUUGUUUCUUCUUCAAAAAACCUCUCUCAACGCUAUCAUGGAACUUAUUUCUAACUCCUUUCAGCGAAAGUAUUUGGAUCAUCAUUCCAUGCUUAAUUAUAAUUACUAGUAGUAUAAUUGCUCUCAUUAUAUUUUUCUAUAAGAGAAAUAGGUUUUUAACAUUAGUAGAAACAAAUGCCUUAAGAAUCUCUGAUGUUUUUUUGGAUGUUUUUGGAGCAUUUUGUGGUCAAGGCAUGCCAAAGUCAACCAUCGCUUCAAUUAAUGUUGUCCAAUUUACUACUCACUUAACUGCAAUAAUAAUACUUGCAGCAUAUUCAGGAAUUCUCACUAGCUCGUUGACAAUCAAUAAUUUUGUAGCACCCUUUGCGACUAUGGAAGGAUUUAUCAAAGAUGGAUCUUACCGGAUGGGAGUUUUAGGAAACUCGGCAUACUAUGAUUUUUUUCAGAAUGCUGCUGAUGAAAUAACAAAAGAAAUUUUUGUAAAAAAAAUAUUAACAGAGGCUUCAUUACCACAGACAUUUGCAGAAGGAUUGGAACGGGUAUGUCUUGAGAAAAACUAUGCUUUCUUAUCAUCAGAUCUUCCUGCUGCAAAAUUUCGUAUGAAGAAUUGUAUCCUAUUGGCAUCAGAAGCUGUGUUUGUGGCAUCUUUAGCCAUUGGAUUACCACAAAAUAACCCAUAUCGUGGAUUAAUUGAUCGCCACAUUUUCAUAUUGAGAGAUAGUGGUGUAUUACACAAAAUUAUCGACGAUUGGACUAAUACUCCACCUACAAAAGCAGAAGAUGAAGCUAAAACAGUCGAAUUUUACAAUAUUCUACCACUGAUGACUUUGUUAAUUUUUCAUAAGAAUAAAAUAAAGCUAUACCUUCAAGAGAUUUGACACUUCUAAAAACUCAUCAUGUUGAUCCAGGUGUGCUCCAAAUUAACGAGAUGCUUACUGAGAUAUUUAGGCUGUCAUUAUCUAUUAAAGAGUGUUGUACUUCUUA